GGCACCGUCGUCGAUCGAUCCGAGGUGUCCGUCCAGGUGUUGGGAGCCCGUCGAUGCGCCCAACAAGCAGCUUUAGCUGGCAGUAGCAGCCACGGGCACGGCAAGGCGCCGCGAUUGGCCGGACCGGCCACGUAUUGGGCUGCGCCGCCAUCCCUACCUCACUCACGCCCAUCUUCUCCUUCCCUUCCAUUCCGUUCUAGAAGGCUCGCACCGCCCCACUCAUACGCGCGUGCCGCUCCACUAUAUAAACCUCUGCUCCCGCCGGCCUCUUCUCCCUACUCCAUACUCUGCUUUACUCUGCAUUUCCUCUGCUUCUUCGUCCUCCUCGUCUUGCAACACAUCCACGUCUACCGUUGGGCGAGAGCGCUGAGAUUCGGCCGGGAUCCAUCCAUGGAGCACGCACACCACGAGCUGAUGCUGAGGCGGCCGGCCUCGGGCCACGAGGCGGCGCUCCGGUCCGUCCAGAAGCCGCCGUCCAAGCCGUGGCGCACCGGAGGCCUGGCACCGGCACCGACGCCGCCCAAGGUGUACCGCGUGGAGCCCAGGGAGUUCAGGGACCUGGUGCAGAGGCUCACGGGCGCGCCCGCCGCGAGACUGCAGCAGCAGCGCGCGGCGGUGGCGCCGACGCAGCCCGUGGUCGUGCGCGUUGGCACCGGCGCCACCGGAGUGGAGACGGUCGGGCCGAUGCACGCCGCUGCGCCGUGGUUAUCGUUCCCGAUCCUGGCCCCGGUGGCGGCCAUGCACCCCCGCCUCGACGGCAACCAGCUGAUCUGAAUGUCAACUGAAGCUGUGUCCACUGCUGAUGAUCUUGUACAUCCUUUUUUCUCCCCUUUUUUUUUUCUAAUUCUAGGACAAUGAAGCUAGCGUGUAAAUUUUAAAGGAGCAGCCUAGUAGAAAUAGAAAAAUUAUUUGUAAUCUUGUAUGAACUGUGUUUUAAGUCUUUUUUCUCUUUCGGUUUUCA
Lolium perenne is the source of this 961-nucleotide messenger RNA. RefSeq lists its product as uncharacterized. NCBI's taxonomy places the organism in Eukaryota, Viridiplantae, Streptophyta, Magnoliopsida, Poales, Poaceae. The record is from RefSeq and is a predicted model, not a curated record.